Messenger RNA from Tricharina praecox, 1477 nucleotides. RefSeq lists its product as uncharacterized. The transcript has 6 exons. The record is from RefSeq and is a predicted model, not a curated record. NCBI's taxonomy places the organism in Eukaryota, Fungi, Ascomycota, Pezizomycetes, Pezizales, Pyronemataceae. Gene Ontology annotation, biological process: translational elongation. Gene Ontology annotation, cellular component: nucleus; cytoplasm. Bases 97 to 1344 code for a protein of 415 amino acids. Gene Ontology annotation, molecular function: translation elongation factor activity.
CUACCCCGCUUCGCCCCGUUUGACACACUCUCUCCUUUCAGCGCAAAGAUUCUUUCUCUCCCAUAUCCUCACCUUCAUCCUCAAGCAAAUCUCAAGAUGUCCUUCGGAAAGAUCUACACGUACCCCAACAACCCCCGCACCACCGCCCUCCUAGUGGUCGCGAAGGCCAAUGGUCUCGACAUCGAGUCGGUCCACGAGGAGCCCGCCAAGGGUGUCAGUGCCGAGUACUUGAAGAUCAACCCUCUCGGAAAGGUCCCCACUUUCCAGGGUGCUGAUGGAUUCGUUCUGUCGGAGUGCAUUGCCAUUGCCAUCUACCUCGCUGCCCAGAACGAGAAGACCACUCUCCUCGGAAAGACCAAGCAGGACUACGCCUCGAUCCUGAGGUGGAUGUCGUUCAGCAACACUGAGGUCCUCUCUAACCUCGGCAGCUGGUUCCGCCCGUUGAUCGGCCGUGACGCAUACAACAAGAAGAACGUCGACGCUGCCCAGGCUGCCACCCUCAAGGUCGUCGGUGUCGUUGAGAGCCACCUGAGCCUGAACACCUUCCUUGUCGGUGAGCGUCUGUCUCUGGCUGACAUCUUCUCCGCGUCCGUCUUUUCCCGCGGUUUCGAGUUUGUCUUCGACAAGGAGUUCCGUGCUUCGUACCCCAACGUCACCCGUUGGUUCGACCUUGUCCGCAACCAGGACAUCUACAAGGCCGCUGCCGGUGAUUUCACCUACCGCGACGAGGCUGUCAAGUACACUCCCCCCAAGAAGGAGCCCAAGGCCGCUGCCCCCAAGGCCGCCCCUACCCCCAAGGCUGCCAAGCCCAAGGAUGAGGACGACGAUGAGGAGCCCGUCCAGGAGGCCCCCAAGGCCAAGCACCCCCUCGAGGCCCUCCCCAAGCCCACUCUUGUUCUCGACGACUGGAAGCGUAAGUACUCGAACGAGGACACCCGCUCCGUCGCUCUUCCCUGGUUCUGGGAAAACUACAAGCCCGAGGAGUACUCUCUGUGGAAGAUUGAGUACAAGUACAACGACGAGCUUACCCUCACCUUCAUGAGCUCCAACUUGAUCGGAGGUCUCUUUGCUCGUCUGGAGGGUUCCCGCAAGUACAUCUUCGGGUCCAUGUCCGUCUACGGAGAGAGCAACGACUCUGUCAUUAGCGGAGCUUUCGUGAUCCGUGGUGACGACCACGUCCCCGCCUUUGACGUUGCCCCCGACUGGGAGUCUUACAGCUUCGUCAAGCUUGACCCCUCCAAGGAGGAGGACAAGGAGUUCGUCAACGAUGCCUGGUCUUGGGACAAGCCCCUGGUUAUCGGUGACAAGACCUACAACCACGCCGACGGAAAGGUCUUCAAGUAGAUGUUUAUUUCCUUUCAAAAAAAAUUGAUUUUUGCAGCAGUCAAAAGCGAUAAUGGGCUGGAUUUGAGACGAGGUUCAAGUCUUAGAUUACGAAUGAUGAAGAUGGUUCUUGUGGGAAUCACAAUUCGGUUGA